Penicillium roqueforti is the source of this 1200-nucleotide messenger RNA. Its product is annotated as putative isopropanol dehydrogenase. Bases 1 to 1200 code for a protein of 399 amino acids. NCBI's taxonomy places the organism in Eukaryota, Fungi, Ascomycota, Eurotiomycetes, Eurotiales, Aspergillaceae. The transcript has 4 exons. Gene Ontology annotation, cellular component: mitochondrion. The record is from RefSeq and is a predicted model, not a curated record. Gene Ontology annotation, molecular function: oxidoreductase activity.
AUGACUCGUGUCUCUGAAUCUAGUGACUCUGACAAUGUCACAACAAAUUCUCCAGACACUCCACGUCCAAUCAUCCCGCACAGAAAGCUUCUUCCGUUGGUUCAAAGCACCCAUCGUGCCCUCGUUCUAAGGCCUGCUCCAUUUACCGAACCCCAAGUUGAACAAGUCCCUAUGCCGUCUCUACUGCCCGGAAGUGUUCUUCUGCGUAUCCUGGCAACGCCCCUCCACUCUUUUAGUAAGCUAGGUUUUGAUUUUUACAACCAUUUCAGAUCUCCUUAUGAAAUCCCGAUUAUUCCCGGCUCAAGUGCAAUUGCCCGUGUGAGCCAGGUCGGUGACGAUGCAACCACUCUGAAGGUUGGUCAACUGAUCUUCUUUGACUCGGUCAUGAAAGGAAGAGAUAACCCGGAGAUGGUUCGAUUUUCCAACCCCGUGUAUCAUGGAUUUGACUCUCAAAUCAAGGAAAUCAUGGCCUAUAGCGGGUUUGCAGAUGGCUCAUAUGCCGAGUUCAUGAGGGCACCACUUGAGAAUUGCUAUCCAUUGGAUGAAGAACAACUUUGUGCUAUUGCGACAUUCCUCAGGCCUUUCGGUGGACUGAGUAGCAUUGACGUGAAGCCCGGUGAAACCGUGUUGAUUUCUCCGGCCACUUAUCCAAACGGCGUUGCUGCAUGCAUGGUUGCUUUGGCUAUGGGUGCAAAAGUUGUAGCCUGGUCUCACGAUGAUGCUAAGCUCAUGCGUCUCAAUCAGAUCCUAUCAUGCACUUUCAACGGUUCUUGCGAAAGAAUCUCCACGGUAACCUGGACAGGCAACCGCACGAAUGAUGCCUACAACAUCAGCAAAUUCGGUCCGAUGGAUGUAUUCCUCGACAUUUCUCCUCCUGGGGCUCGAGGAUCUUUCCAUCUCAAAUCCGGCAUUAUGUCGCUCAGACCUGGAGGCCGGGUGAGUCUGAUGGGUGCCUAUGAAGAGCUUGAGAUCCCAAAUGUCUUUGUUACACGUUCUAAUAUCACAUUGAAGGGAAACUGGAUGUAUGAGCGAAAGGAUGUUCUUGCAUUGAUCAAGAUGAUCGAGAGGGGGAAUCUUCGCCUGAAAGAAGAGGACGGAUGCUAUGUUGCUGGCCAAUUUGGUCUGGAUCAGUGGAAGGAUGCAUUGGCAGCGGCUGAUAAACUCACAGGUAUUGGAGAGAGUGUCGUGUUUUCUUUCUAG